AUGGCAGCCAACUUUUGGUCUUCAACGCAAUGCCAUACAUGGCUCCUUUCGCCCGGUACAACUCUCAAAGCGCGUGCAGAAGACCUGAAGUACGCAAGUGCCAUAGAUGUCGCGGCUCUCUGUGCGUGGUGCCUGAAUACAAUCUCAGACCUGUGCGUGCGGUUAGGUGCUCAGCAGCGGGUGAUUGCCACAGCGUGUAUGUACUUUCAACGGUUUUAUGUCAAGAACUCGUAUGUCACGACUGAUCCGAUCGUGGUAUUGGUGACAUGUGUAUAUUUGGCGAGCAAAGUCGAAGAAGCCCCUAUUCGCAUUCGCAUCGUGUGUGCUGAGGCAUCCAAGAUGAUGAAUGAAAGAGGUUACCGUGAGAUGCCGAAUCAUGUGCCACUUCUUGCAGAGAUGGAGUAUUGCUUGCUCGAAGAGCUAGAGUUUGACUUGGUCGUCUUCCACAUAUACCACCUUCUGCCGAACCUGUGUGAGGUCUGUCUUAAUGCAUGCAAGAUCUCUUCCCAGCAUAGUGACACGAAAGAUGUGAUGGCUUCGCUUUUACAAAUGGCAUGGUACAUCGCCAACGACAUGUACCGCACACACCUGCCACUGGAACACCCGCCCUACGUGCUUGCAGUGGCGUGUGUCUAUCUGGCCCUGAGUAUCUCACCAACGCUUCGCGAGUCACUGAAAGCCAAGUUUCAUGGCGCAUUUGACGAAGCAUCCCCCGACUCUGACACAAUAAAGUUUCUCGCCAGCUUCAAUGUAUCGUUGCCGAUUGUCACCCGCGUCAUUCAAGAUAUGUUAUCGCAAUAUCAGUUGUGGCACACGUUAGCACACCCGAGUUCCGGCUCUAGUCUGCUCACCGACCACAAAACGCUUCUUCGACGAAUGUAUCGCAUGCGUGAAGAUCGCUGUCGAGCUAUGCAAGCGUGA
This is a messenger RNA of Malassezia globosa CBS 7966, 921 nucleotides long. RefSeq lists its product as uncharacterized. The transcript has a single exon. Bases 1 to 921 code for a protein of 306 amino acids. Gene Ontology annotation, molecular function: cyclin-dependent protein serine/threonine kinase regulator activity. Gene Ontology annotation, cellular component: mediator complex; nucleus. NCBI's taxonomy places the organism in Eukaryota, Fungi, Basidiomycota, Malasseziomycetes, Malasseziales, Malasseziaceae. The record is from RefSeq and is a predicted model, not a curated record. Gene Ontology annotation, biological process: positive regulation of transcription by RNA polymerase II.